UUCAGACACGUCAUUGCUGGAUGAGGAGACUAAAACGGAAUUGGGAUCUCUUCACAAUAACUUCAAAAUAAGAAGAAAGUAACAAAACAAAAGAGGCACGACAUCCAGUGCGUGACGUUUAGGAAAACUCGUAAGCUACUCUUAUUGUUGUUGAUUUGGAGCUUGUGAGAAGAUAAACGAGUUGACUUGAUUCUAUCGUACGGUUUUUGCACCUUCUCUGGAUGUGGUCGCACAGUUUUUCACGUGAAAGUAGAGUGAAUUUCGAAAGGACUUAAUUUAAUGGUAAUUACACAUUGCUGGCGGUACUGGGGCUGCAUCCGGAACACACGCGAAGAGAGGAGGAGAGCAGAGAGGCGUGCGCUUCUGGUGUAUAGAUGGGGGGGAAGGAGAAUAAGUAGAGCCUUCUAUUUCCAUGUAAAUAAUGACUUACCGUUGAGCUUUCUUUGAGGAUUUAACGGCAUCUGCAACAACAAAAAAACGUUUGUUUGAAAAAAGUUGACAGCUCAUCUUCCAUGGAGUCUCAUUGCAAUUUUGGAGACUUGAUGUGUGACAAAAACGGACCGCACAAACGGAUUGAGUUCCAGGAUUACGGUUAUGUGUUGCGCCACAGUAAAAUGUAGCCUGACAUGUUUUAUUGGUGCUUAUGGAACCUUGAAUGUACAUUUUUCAUAAAACAGGCAGAAGCCACGUUUCAUGUGUAAAGACACAGACAAUGUAUUCAUUUUGUUGUUAUGAUGCGAAUGCAUUUCUAGUCAACAAUGUUUUGGGAGGAGUCGUGAUUAUGUCUACAUUUCUAUCACAGCCCAAAUCGUCAUGCGACACUAUUCUGCAAGAUGAUCGUUGUGAUGAGCAUGGUGACCCAACCUCCAAAUGAGCUUGUCCCCAGGCAAGAGGCCAAGGCUACAUUUCCCAUCUAAUUGUCCUGACUUCAGGUGAUUGGAACUAUGGGGUGAUUUCCAUCUCUACAAGCUGACAGAAACAUGGAUUUGAACUUCUCCAUGGUCCGUGAUAGCGAUAAUUUGCCAGAGAGAAACUCAUCCAAGCGCGUUCUGACAGGCUGCUUUCUCUUUGCGCUCAUCCUGACCACACUGCUAGGGAACACACUGGUGUGUGUUGCCGUCACCAAGUUCCGCCACCUGCGUUCAAAGGUCACCAACUUCUUUGUGAUCUCUUUGGCCAUCUCAGACCUGCUGGUGGCCAUCUUGGUGAUGCCAUGGAAGGCAGCGACAGAGAUCGUGGGCUUCUGGCCCUUCGGAGCCUUCUGCAACAUCUGGGUGGCAUUCGACAUCAUGUGCUCCACAGCGUCCAUUUUGAACUUAUGUGUCAUCAGCGUGGACAGAUAUUGGGCAAUCUCAAGCCCGUUCCGCUAUGAGAGGAAGAUGACACCCAAGGUGGCAUUUAUUAUGAUCAGUGUGGCAUGGACUCUGUCUGUGCUCAUCUCCUUCAUCCCUGUGCAGUUGAACUGGCACAAGGCUGCAGUGUUGGAGCUCAACAGCACUUACGGGGAGCUGCCUCCGGACAAUUGCGACUCCAGCCUUAACAGGACUUAUGCCAUCUCCUCCUCCCUCAUCAGCUUCUACAUCCCUGUGGCAAUCAUGAUCGUGACUUACACCCGGAUUUACAGAAUUGCCCAGAUACAAAUCAGGAGGAUCUCAGCCCUGGAGAGGGCUGCGGAGAGUGCCAAGAACCGCCACAGCAGUAUGGGGAACAACAUGGAGACGGAGAGCUCCUUCAAGAUGUCUUUCAAAAGAGAAACCAAAGUCCUAAAGACCCUCUCUGUCAUAAUGGGGGUGUUUGUAUGCUGCUGGCUGCCCUUCUUUAUCCUCAACUGCAUGGUGCCCUUCUGUGAGGCCAACAGCACCUCUGAUUUCUUCUGCAUUAGCCCRGCUACAUUUGACGUGUUCGUCUGGUUCGGCUGGGCCAACUCCUCYCUCAACCCCAUCAUAUAUGCCUUCAACGCGGACUUCCGCAAAGCAUUCUCCAUCCUGCUGGGCUGCCACAGACUCUGCCCYGGCAGCAAUGCCAUAGAGAUAGUGAGCAUCAACAACAAUGGAGAACAGCCACCUGCGUCCCAGUAUCAGCCUAAAGGGCACAUUCCCAAGGAGAGAAACAAUGCCACCUAUGUGAUUCCCCACAGCAUCCUGUGUCAGGAGGAGGAGCUGCAGAAGAAGAAUGAGGUUGGGAUUAAGACCUUGGAGAAACUGUCCCCGCCUCUUUCUGAAAACGUGGACAGCGAUGCGGAUGCGAUUAAUCCGAUAACUCAGAACGGCCAACACAAAACUGUGAGAUGUUGAUUGGUGUAUGUAUUGGUGUACAAACAUAGAAUGAACCCACAGAGGGAGAGACCAGGCAGUAUGCCUAGCAAAGGUGUGGGGUGUACAAACUGAGCUUCACUGCAAACCUUAAAACUCGAAUCACUAUGGAAAUCUACAGAAUGUUUCAAAUGAAGGCACUUUAACCUGAUUAACUAUCUGCAAAACACCUUCAGCAUUUAUUAAUGAAGUAUAGACAGAUUUGUUGCUAAAUGUUCCAUAACUUGAAUAAAGAAAAAAGAAAUACACACGUGUAUACAUGUGUUGUAUUUACAAAUACGUAUARAUUUGCAUAUAUGUACAGUAGUGAUGUUACAAAUAUCCUGGAUGCCYUUAUAACAUGGAGAAAGAAGUAGAAKUAUUAGCUAAAUGUCUUGUAAGUGCUUUACAUUUAUGUAUACAYUGUGUUUCAUAUACAGAACUAUAAAGAUAAUUGGUUUUGCUAUUUUUUUUWAAAUGUCAACCACAGUGUGUAAUUAAUUGGUUUUUAUUUAUAUUAUUUAUCAUAAUAUAUUGGCGAGUUGAAGACACUUCGGUGGUAAUGACAAUUGAGUAAAAUAAUAUGACCAUAGGAUGGUGUAAAUAAUUGAAAACAACCCUCAUCAACUCUUGCAUUUACAUUCUUGUGACAAAGUGGUAAGCCUUAGAGUGGUAGGGUGGUAGUAAGGUUUUUUGCAUUUGACAUUUAGAGCACUGUGUCAAUAACUGAGGCAUGCUUUAAAUGCCUUUAAUUUUCACAGUUACAACAUCUUAUGCCAAGUAUGCCAUAUUUCUAAAUAUUUCAGUUGUAUUCCCCUUUUGUAGUAAAUGCAUUUUCCAACUGGUGUAGAUGGAGCUCAUUCUGAUUGUCCCUAUUACUCACUCCCACAAGACACUCUCCGCUUAAAAAGUGUUACCUCUUCACACUUAGGGCAUCAGUGAUCCUGUUGGCAAGUCAGGCCUCAUGAGACACUCCUUCAGGUGUGCAUCUCCUAUUCCUAAUAUAGUGCACUACUUUUGACCAGAUCCUAAAAGGCUUUUGUCAAAAGUAGAGCACUAAAUAUGAAAUAGGAUUCCAUUUCGGACGCACCCUUUUACUGUACUAAUGCAGAGAACUGAUUUUGAUUCUAUUAACGUUCUGUUGGGCACGAAGAGAAAAAAACUGCUUAGUGUGCAGCAGUAAAUGCCAUCAAUGCAUAAAAGAAAAAUGUCAAUCCUGUACCUUAUGCAAGUCACUGGUCACCCAACCGGAACACAAUUGACACUWUGUGACCUUUGCUAAACCGCUGAAAUCACAUAUUGUGAAUUGCUUAAGCUAGUGCUGUGAUGUUUUAGGUAACAGUGGGACUAUUGUUGUGCUUAUAGCUGCCAGACUGGAAGCCACCCACUGUAUGCUUUGGUCCUUUGACUCUUCUGAUCAAUUCUCUCAUUUGUACCUCUGACUGUUAKGUUGUUCUCUCUGCAGUAUUGAAAUCUAUAUUGAAUUUGACAGAUGGCAAACAAAACGUUCAUAAAAUAUGAACAAUUAUAUAGAGCUUGUGUGGUUAAGGCCUUCAUAAGGUUGUUAAUUUCAGGAGGCAUUGCAUGAAUCUACAUUGGAUGUAAUUUCACAGUGUGAAUUGGGUGCAGAACAUAUUUUCACACUCUUUACAGAAGUGUGGCAACACCACUUUAUCAUAGUUCCAUGAUGGGAAGUCCCAUGGCCAGGGGUUUGAUGUAAACAUUAACUAGAGUUAAUGCAUUGUGGUUUAGUUGUUUCCAGACGUCAACCUUGUUCUCGUAUCUCCAGCUYUAAAAGCAUAGAGUUGUCAUACAUUGAAUAGGGUAAGUCAUUGUAUUGUAUUAAGUCCUUGUAUUAAGUCAAGUAUUGGUCUCAAAAUCAUUCGUUAUUAUAUUUUGUUGUUCUGGGAAAUCAAAUUUGACAUAAAUUACAAAGGAGGAACGUUUGUGGAUCAACAUGUUACUUAUGAGUUGCCUCACUCCKCCCACUCCUGUAUUGCUCUCCUAUUGGGGUUUUAUGGCCUAAUUGUAUUAGCCUGACCCUGGAUUCUUAAUUAGAGUGUAUGUCCAUCUAUGACAAGUCUUCUAUGACAAGUGUCAAAAUAUGAACUCCCUCUGAGAAGACCUCUGCCUAUGUCAUUUUGUAGAUAAUGGUGGAACGUGCUCAUUGUUCAGCUCCACUCUAAUUGUCACAGGGUGCUAUCUAGAACCUAGACGGGUUCUUCGGCUGUCCCGA
Salvelinus sp. IW2-2015 is the source of this 4527-nucleotide messenger RNA. RefSeq names its product D(1)-like dopamine receptor. The record is from RefSeq and is a predicted model, not a curated record. Gene Ontology annotation, cellular component: plasma membrane. Lineage: Eukaryota; Metazoa; Chordata; Actinopteri; Salmoniformes; Salmonidae. Gene Ontology annotation, molecular function: G protein-coupled receptor activity; dopamine neurotransmitter receptor activity, coupled via Gs. Gene Ontology annotation, biological process: G protein-coupled dopamine receptor signaling pathway; vasodilation; adenylate cyclase-activating adrenergic receptor signaling pathway.